Messenger RNA from Trichoderma asperellum CBS 433.97, 1618 nucleotides. Lineage: Eukaryota; Fungi; Ascomycota; Sordariomycetes; Hypocreales; Hypocreaceae. The record is from RefSeq and is a predicted model, not a curated record.
CUCGUUAGACUGACAGAUACUCGUCGCAUCAGACCAUCAGCCUGCAGCAGCUUUCCGCGCGCUUAAUUGUCUUGCAUUGAAUCUAGUGGCCUGUAAGGAGUUGCCUCUGGUUUCGAACGCAUUGCGCCGUACAAUCGACAUCAGGCUUAUCUGUUUCCUUGCUCGCAGCGCCCAAAGCGGAAAUCUCACAAUGGCCCCCGCUGCAGGAAGAUCAUUACCGGCGAAGCGCAACCCGCUUCUCAUCGACGAUGUCCCUCCGUGUAUGUAGACUCACGCUGGCUGCCGAUGCGCCCGAGAAGUUGCUCAAGACUAACGUGGAGCAUGCAGAUUCCGAGCUCGUGUCGCGCCGCCGUCUCGGCCAGACCAAGCUGACUCCUAAGAUGGUCGGCAGCGAAGAGGCCGACUCUGGCGCGCUGGGCUUCUUCGACUACGCCCAUCUGCGCGCGCCGCUGCCCAAGGGCAUUGUGUCGGGCAUCUUCAAGUCCAGCCCCAACAGCUACUUCCUGAUGCGCCGCAGCUUUGACGGAUACAUCUCCGCCACCGGCAUGUUCAAGGCCACGUUUCCCUACGCAACGGCCGCGGAGGAGGAGACUGAGCGUAAAUACAUCAAGGCCCAGGCGACUACGAGUCCCGAGGAGACUGCUGGAAACAUCUGGAUCCCUCCGGAAGCCGCUCUCACCCUCGCGGAAGAGUACAACAUUGGCAUCUGGAUCCAGGCUCUGCUCGACGCGGCCAAGAUUUCCACCACCCAGCCCGCUGAUGCCUCGCCCAAGACUAUUACUGCGCCGCCCAAGUUCGAUCGUCUCAAGGCGCCCGCGCAGGUUCUUUCUCCCACGCCGACCACACGAAGCGGUCGUAGCCGUCGGUCGGCCAGCCCAACAAAGACCUCAUCUACCCGACGCACAACUGCAUCUCCGCGAAAGCGCGCCUCUAGACAAAAGGCUACGCCUGUGGAGACAACACCAAUUCCAGAAGUGGCCGCGAGCGAGGUCGUCGAAGAGGUGGAGGAGCCUGUUUUGAAGUCGACGGAAUUUGAGCCAGCUUUAGAACCCAAGGCCAAAGCCGAGAUUACAGAUGCCUCUGCUCAGCUCCCCUUUACAGCGGGCCAGCCCCCCAGCGCAGAGGAGAUUGCACAGAUGAUGGCCACCGCCAAGGCGAUGGUGCAAGAAGAUAAAGACUUGGCGGCCAAGGCUGAUGAAGCUGCUAAGGAAGCGGCUGCUCAGACCAAGGCUCUGUCAAAGAGCAAGCGGAAGGCUACCGACACCGGUGAAGAGGACGAGGCUGCCGAAGGGGAUGACAAGGCUGGAGACGCGCCCCGUUCCAAGAAGAUUAAGACGGAGGUUGAGGUUCGCAAGGGCAGGAUACAGAAGAGGGCCCUGUUUGGUAUUGGCGCCACAGUAGCAGUUGGAGCGCUCGUGCCUUGGCUUGCAAACUUCCUAUAAAACGACGGAAUGAAAUGUGGCCAUGUGUUUUUGUGUUCCGUGAAAUCUGACUCUGAAAGAACGAUAACUUGAUCUUUAUGGCGGCCGAAUGAGGAUUGGAACGGCGCGGUUUUGCUUUUUUUAUAACGUUUUUUGUCCCUUUUUUUUUUUUUAACCUGUCAUCCUUUAAUUUGUCU